Molecule: messenger RNA, 5751 nt
Organism: Besnoitia besnoiti
Lineage: Eukaryota; Apicomplexa; Conoidasida; Eucoccidiorida; Sarcocystidae
Exons: 13
Coding region: 1-5751 (1916 amino acids)
Source: RefSeq, a predicted model, not a curated record
AUGCAUUCCCUCUUCAAGUCUGCGCUGGACGCAGCGCGCUCUGUGUCGACGCAGCUCGACAAAACGUUCGAGGACGCUAUUCGCGACAUGGGCGAGCGGCCGUCUGCUUCUGCCGCGUCUGACUUUGCAGGCUCCUCUGGCCGUGCAGAGCUAGGUGCGCGCGCGUCUCGAACUGCUAAAAAACCGCGCGACUGCGAGAGUUUCGCGGGGUCGCGUUCGCUCGCUGGCGGCGCGCGUCGAGAGGCCCUGGGACGCCUCUCGUCUGGAGAGCCGUAUCGCGAAUCUUCGAACGCAUCUCGAACUCUCUCGCGGCACCGCGACACGCCCCUAGGCAGAAGCGCUUCCAGCUCAUCCUCUUCAUCCUCUGCAUUCUUUUCAUCUUCAUCGUCUUCAUCACCUUCAUCACCGAAACAAGCGUCGUCUUCUUCAGGCACGAUGCGUGCCUCUUUCGGCGGAGGCGGGUUCGGCCUGCCCAGAGGGUCGCCUGGCGGCGAAGUGGCGUCGCCUGAAGACCUGCGGGCGCGGGCGCGCGAACUGGGGGGUCAGGCGCUAGAGGGCGUCGCCCGCUUUUGGAGCCGCAUGCGCGAAGACGCGACUGCGGCCGCUCAAGCGGCGGCGCAGCUGGGCGCGGGCGCCGGUGUCUCCGCCGAGGAGGAAGACCAGGAGCGCCGGCGCGAGGCCGUCCGCCAGCAGCGCCGACGCGAGCGGCUGCUGAAGCAGCAGCAGGACCAACAGCAACAAGGUCAGGAGACUCAAUUCCACCAGCCAGCGGACGCGCGGAACAAGGCUCGCGCGGAAGACCAGGGACUCGCAAACUCACAAACAAAGGAGCAUGCGCUGCGACGCGACGCAGCGAUGCUUCAGUACCCCUGGGGGCCGCCCGGUUUCGAGUUCAGACACCCAAAGGCCGCGCCGGCGUGGCAAGAAGAGCGCACAUCCGAGCCACGCGAACAAACAGCGGAAGAAAUCACUUCCUCGUCGCCUUCGCCGCCGCCGCCUCCACCUCCGCCUCCGCCACCGCCUCCGCCGCUUCGCGGAGCUCCACGCGUGCAGCCGCCACAUGCAGAUCUCGAGGGCGAGCGCCUGCAGCGCACGAGCCGCAGGAACUCUGGCGCGUCAGGCGCGACUGGCGGGCCUCCAUCGGGGCUGCUGCGCAGAGACUCGAUCGGGGAGGCCGGCGCAGCAGCGGCGGUUGGCGAGUUCGCCUCGCCGAUCGCGGCGGAAGACGCUCCGGAAGCCUGUGGCGUGCAGCCGCCGCACACGCCUGUGCCUUCCCCCCCCACGCGUCUUGCGUUUCAAGCAGACGCAGGGGGGAGGAGGCCCGAAGAUGGGCUGGCUGCUUUUUCCCCGCCUCCGCCCCCCUUUCCAGCGGCGUCGCCGCUGCCUUCGCUUCCGUUCGGCGGCGUGAGGCUGCCGUCGACCUCCAAGCUCUCUCCCUCAGCUCAGGCGCUAUUGGAGAUCGACGCCUUCGCGAGCCAGUCCCCGCCAGCCUCGCGCGAACUACAGGAUCCCUUCGCGCUUGUCAGCGCCAUGGAGGCUCACGGCGCGGGUCCGUGGGGAGACGACUCGCCCCCCUCGCCGUCGGCCUCGGAGUCCUCUCUGGCGUCGUCACUGAACUUCACGCCCACCCAGAUCCUCGCCGACGGCGCGGCGGGCGAGUCUCCGCGCCCCGACGCGCGACGAAUCCUGGCGAAGCACGUGGGCCCUGCGAGCCGCGCGGCGGAGGCGACGUUUGUGGCCAAGAAGGCGGCGGAAGUUGCGCGGGCGCGGGCUGAGGAGGCGUCGCGCGCGGCGCGAGAGGCUCAGGAAGCGGAUGUCGCGGCGACUUCGGCGGCGGGCACGACAGCGGCGGACAUGGAGAUGGCCUCGACAGCUGCGCGAGGCGGCUCGCCAGCGGUCGCGGCACUCGCCGCAGGGGCUGCAUCCGCCGCAGCGGCGCUGGCGGCCGCGCAGGAGGUCGGCGCGGUCGUAGGGACGCAGGCCGCGCAGAGGGCGGCGGCGGCCGCGGAGACGGCGGCGCAGCUGGCUGUGCGGGAGGCGGGCAACGCGCUGAUUGAGGCUUCGGCGAUGAAGGCCGUCGUGGAUCUCGACGCGAACCAGGCGCACGAAGCGGAGCACGUCGCGCGAGUGAAUGAGCGGUACCUGGAGCAGCUCGAGCGCUCCUUUCAGGGCGACGGCGGAGGCAUGCCGACCAAGGGCGGCUGCGCAGGGCUCGUGGAGAGUCGCAUCCACCGCGCGCAGACCGGCAGUUCGGACAAUUUUCUGCAGACGAUCCGGGCGGAAGUCGUGCAGAGUCGCGCGCGCGCGGCCGCGCUGCGCCACGAGGCGGAGGAGGGCCGGCGCACCAGUGGCGAGCUGUGGGACUUGGUGGAGGUCGCGGCGGAGGCGGCGAAGGCGGCCGAAGACGCGGCGGCGGAGGCGCGGAAGGAGGCAGACGCCGCCAGAAAGGCGGAGAACGGCGCAGGCCGCGCGGCGUUCUACGCCGCCAAGAUGGCCUACGAGGCGACAGACGUCGGCGUCCUCGUCUCCCCCAUCAUCAUGAUCCGCCCGCGGGCCCCGCCGCCUGCGCCGCCGCGACAGAGGAGUCGCUCGGCCGGCGUGGCCUCCAGCUUGGCCGCCUCGCGCGCAGGCGCAGCUGCGGGGCGAGCGGAUCUCCAGCGGUGCCGCAGGAACAGCGACGGGUACUUCUCGCACGCGGGCGCUGGAGGGGCCCCCGCGGCGGCGCGGCCUCUAAACGCGUGCGGGGGCGGUUGCGACGGCGUGCGACCCUGGCAUCGAGAGGGCACCCAGCCGAGCUUCUGCGGCCUCGGUAGGGUCUCCGCAGGCAGCCGCAACUUAUGGAGCACCGAAGCCGCUCGCGCGCCGCACCCAGCGGCGCCAGCUACGGCGCCAGAGCGCCCACUGCCAGAUGGAGGAGGAGCCGCGCCCUUCUUGGUGUCCUCGGGCAUCGAACAGGACUCAGCCGAGAGCGUUCUCGGCGGCCGCGAAGAGCGCCCAGGCCCCGCCGACCCGGUCGCUGCGGGCGGAGAGCCCGCAGAAGAAAACCCACAUCGAGGGGACGCGUCCCAAGGCGGCGCCGACGCCUCGCGGCCAGCCAGCCAAGAGUGCCGCCACGGAGAGGAGGGCAUGCGCGUCUGGAGCGAGAAACCCGAAGGCGGAGCCAGCGCCGCGCGACGCGAGGGCGAACAAAUCGACGCAGGAGUCCUAAAUCUCGCCGACGGCGCGCAAGGCUUGGGUUCGACUUUCCUGGAUGGCGAAGGCGAGAGCGGCCCGGUCGCGCAGGCACACAACGGCGCCGCGGGAGACGCGGAGGGGCGGCAGUUAGAGGAGAUGGUUUCCGAGGGCACUGCAUGCAACGAUGACGCGAGACCAGAGGGCGACGAGGGCGGGGAGCGGACCCCCCUUCCUGCGGCUGGGAUGGUGGAGACAGCAUCUCCUUUCGCGUCCGCAGAUGCUGCAGACAUUCGAGGAUCUUCCACGCCUGCUGCGGCUUUUCCGCUCCUUCCAGAUAUCGCGAGCUCUGCAGAGUCUCCGCGCCGCGACGAGGGCGAACCCGCAGGCCCCUCUCCCUCCUCCGCCUCGCCGUCGCCGACAGCCUCGGCUCCUCCAGAGAGCGAAGAAGGCGGCGAGAGUUCUCCUCGGCCUGGCUCGCCCUCGGAGGAGUCGACUGGCGCGGACACCGCCGCGACCGCGGAGACAGCCGCGACCGUCGCGUGGCCGCUGGGGUGGGCGCCCGUCUCUAGGGGGCCUGCUGUCUCCGUACGCGGGCCUGGCGGGCCGCUCGCGGGGCCGAGCGGCGCGGCUGCCUCGGCGGGCUCGACCGACGGAGACAGCUGGGAGCAGCGCUACCGCAGGCUGGAAGCGCGGACGCAGGAGCGCGAGCGCGAGCUGGAGAAGGCCCUGCGGCUUCGAGAAGAGCAACUUGAGCAGAAGGCGACGCAACUGGCUAGCCUGAUGAAUGGCCACGAGGAGACUGGAGAACGGUCAUCCGCUGAACGCCACUUCAAGCAACAAGUCGAAGAGCUGGAACAGCAGACGGAGCGUCUGCUGCAGACGGUGGACACGCUCAACGCAGCGCUGCGGCAGCAGAAAGAGCACACCGACGCCGUGCGAGCUGAGAAGCAAGAACUCGAGCAAGAGGCGCACCGCCUCUCACACCGCGUCGGUCAGCUGGAGCAGUCCACUCGGAAGCUCCGAAGCGAGCUUCAGACGGCGCGCGAAGAAAGAGAUGCGUUGGUGGAGAGCAACGGGGCACUUUCGAAAAAAACUGCGCAGCUCCAGUCUCUGGCGUCGAGGGCGAAAGAGGUGGAGGCGCAGUUCACAGAUCUCCGCCAAGGGAACGACGCGCUGACCGCCCAGGUGACGUCGCUCCAAUCUGAGCGCCAGAGGCUGCAGCAGGAUGUGGACGCGCUCCACAGCCAGCUCAGCGAGGCGCAGACGCGCGAGAGGGACUUGGUGGAGAAGCACGCGGCGGCACUGGAGAGCUCGCGAAGCCAGGGCGAGCUGCUGGCGAUGAACACACAGCUGCAGGCCCAGCUCGAGGAACGCUCGUCGCAGCUGCUGGAGCGCGAGCGGCGAAACGAGGAGAAGGAAACAGAGCUUCAGCGAGAAAAGGCAGAAUUGGCGACCAGAGUCGAGAGCCUGGAGGCGGCGCUCGCCAGCUCGACAUCUCCGCUUCUCGCGCGCGUAGCCUCUGCGGAGCGACAGGCCGCUGCAGCGCGCGAGGAAGCUGCGCACGUCUGGCAGGAAGCGCGCGCGCGAAUGGAGGCGCAGAUCGAGGAGGUAGAGAAGAAGGCGGAGGCAGAGGCGGCGACUGCGAAAGAACGACUCAGCCUGCAGGCGGCCGAACUGAGUCUGCGAACUGCGGAGCGUGACAACCUGCAACGCGAGCUCGAGAGCCUGAGAGAGCAGGAAGGCGCAAGCGCGGCGGCACACGAGGAGCGGAUGGCGGCUCUCAGGGCCGCGGAGAUGGAGCUGGCUGUGCAGCUGGGCGACGCCCGCGCCCUCCUACAGACGCGUCAGAGCCAGAUCGAGGCUCUACAAGCUGAAGUCGCGGUGCUGCGGGAGGUGGCCUGGGGUCGCCAGGCGGAGGUAGAAGGCGCGAUGCGCAGCCAGGGCGCGCGAAGGACGCGAAGCGGCAUGGAGGGCGAGGAGAGCGGAGAAGGUGCGUCUGAUGACGUGCGCCCUCAGCGGCAACCGCAGGGCGCACCCGACGCGCCGGUCGCCCUCCCCGCGCCGCCGCCUCCCCUGCAGGGUGAUGACGAGAAGGAGCUCGGCGCAGAGCCUGGAGUCGCUCCGCCUGUCGCCGGUCCCCCGCGAGCCGCCUCAGAGACGCCGAGCGGCGCGGUCGCGGCUUGGAGUCCGUCAGCCGCGUCUCGGCGCAUGCUCAACACCCCGGUGCUCGCUGCGCUGCAAAACGCUGCCCGAGGGGCUCAGUCGCAGCGCCAGGUCGCCGCCAUCCAGGCAGAGCUCCGCGUAGUUGUCGCGCAGCGCGACGCGUUCGAAGCGCAGUGUGUGCAGCUCGCAGCUGAGAAAGAGAGGCUCAACGCGCGGAUCGAGGAGCUCCAGAGCGAGCGCGGAGGCCCUGGCACGGAGGAAGAAAAAUUGACUGCGGCGGCGGAGUUGAUAGGCGAGCUGCAGGACGAACUCGAGGAGCAGCAAGAAGUCGUUCACAUGUAUAGACAGCAGGCUGAUACUUAUGCAGGGACGAUCGCGGCGCUCCAGAAACAAAUCGACGAGCUGAGAAACUGA